UCCAAAUCUAGAGCCUCGACACCGCCGAUCGCGUCCCGCGCAGGCCCUCCCCAUUGGACGACUAUCGCGACCGGCCUUCAAGCUCGGCGGCUGAGCGGCUGGAAUCCCUCCAAGAGCUGAUGGAGCAUCCAAGUCUAUCACCACCAACCCGGACCCAGGGGUGGUAAGCAAUGGCUCCCGUCCGUCCCCCUCCCCUGCGACGACUCCAUGUUCGCCAGCAGGCUACCGCUUAAACGACUGUUUGAUCGUGUCACUAACCCCCCUCUCACUUCACUUGCCAGCCCUACGCCGGCCGGCGGCGGCUAUGGGACGGAUGGCGUCCAUGGUUUUGUUUUGGAUCGUCGAGCCCAUCGAAUACAAGUGCUGACAAUGCCCCCCUCCGUCUCCGGCCCCUGAUGCGUGUGCUGCAGCCUGCCACACCUCCUCUGUUCAUUGUGCAUAUACACCACGUCGGCUGCGCUGCCAAGACAUUUUCCUCAUUUCCUGGUUUCUUGACCAGUCUCCCACAUCCUCGCAAGGAUUCUGGGUGUCGGGCAUUCUCAAUUUAAAGCCUCUUCCUCCCCUCCCCCUUCCUGCGUGCGCCCCCCGCGUGAGCUUGGCUUUGGCUUUUCACUCGCGCCGCGAUGGCUUCCCUGCAUCCUCACGACCACUUCUACUCCAACGGCAACAGCGGUUACAGCAGUCACUCCACAUCACCCGAGGCCGAGAAGAUGCUCAAGGACCCGAACGGCGGGCCUGGCCCCGAGUCCCACGCCAUCCCCGACGGCUUGGAGGUGAACACGGGCGCUGCCUACAGCACGGCGCCGCAGUCGUACCAGCCCGCCGCCCCGGCGCCUCAGCCGUACUACGAUCAGCAUCAACAUCCGGAUCAGCAUCACCACGCCCAUGCGGCCCCCCAGACGAAUUACACCGAAACCGCUUACGACAACAGUGUCACGCAUCACCACCCGUCGACGCCAAAAAAGAUGCACCCGGACGACGGCACGAUAUGUGGUCUGCGUAAAACAACGUUUUGGCUUCUCGUCCUAUCCAGUUUGCUGUUCUGCGCUCUCAUUGGGGUCGCGGGAGGACUGGGCGCAAUGCUCGCAAGCAAAAAUAGCGAGAUCGCAAGUCUUCAGUCGCCCGCCGCCGCCUCGACGAGCACGUCCGCAUCCCCGACGGCCACGGCGUCCGCCGCCUUUGACCUCAGCCAGCCCGCCGAGACGGGCACGCCUAUCGCGCUCAACAAGUGCCCCGGCAGCGGUUCGGAGCUGACGUACGAGGUGCCCGGCACAAACCUCACCUUCAGCAAGGACUGCGGCACCGACUACCUGUUCAACGACAUUGCGCAGGUGCCGGCGCGCAACUUCGAGGAGUGCGUGCGGUACUGCGCCGCCUUCAACUUGCAGCAACAGUCGCGCAAGGGGCCCUGCAAGGGCGUCGUCUACAUCUUCAAGGGCGAGCAGGGCGAGGACGGCAACUGGUGCUGGAUGAAGUACAACAAGAACACCGCCCAGUCGGGCGCCAAGGACUACACCGAGUCGGCCUGGGUCUUGUGAACGGACUCAAGGCGUGGCGGUCUAUGGGAGGUGGGAAGGAGAGGAAAAAUUUCGAGGGCUUGUGUGCAUGGAUGCAUUGGAAUGGAAAGCGAAUACCCCUUUGAUCUAAUCGAUGUAGAGAGAGAAAUGUCUCGUGCCUGGAGGAAUCAAACGAUGGUAAUGAUAAUAACCGUG
This is a messenger RNA of Colletotrichum destructivum, 1712 nucleotides long. RefSeq lists its product as uncharacterized. The transcript has 2 exons. The record is from RefSeq and is a predicted model, not a curated record. NCBI's taxonomy places the organism in Eukaryota, Fungi, Ascomycota, Sordariomycetes, Glomerellales, Glomerellaceae. Bases 624 to 1538 code for a protein of 304 amino acids.